Molecule: messenger RNA, 802 nt
Organism: Lactuca virosa
Lineage: Eukaryota; Viridiplantae; Streptophyta; Magnoliopsida; Asterales; Asteraceae
Source: the annotation of a GenBank genome assembly
GAGUUGCCAAGCUUUUCUUAGUCGACGAUGAAGAGACUGGCGAGGAGAUGGAAGAAUGUUAGUUCUGAUGGAGAAGACGACAGCGAAGAUAAUUUCUCCCUUCCGACGACCUCCGAUUUCCAUCCCAUCGAUACCGAAGAGCAGGAGGAGCUGGUUAGAUCACUCGAAAGAUCUCAAGCCCAACAAUCUCGAUUUUGGAGGCGUGUGUUUUCUGGAUUGCUUUGUUGCUUCAUGGCGUUUCUCAUUUUCUCAAUUCAUGGACAAACAACAAUGCCAUGGGAAUUGCGUUACCAUGCUUACUUCAUGUAUGAGAUUGAAUCAUGGAUUGUGAUUGCUGCAGACUGGGCUGGGGUUUUCGUGUGUGCUAUGGCCAUUGCUGGCCUGCUUCAUUGCUCACGGUCUCAUAGGUGGUGGCUUUGGUUCUCUUGCUACUCUGGUGUUUUGGUUGCGGUUUUCUGGUUAUAUAAUAUGCUCAAGUUGGCCAAAUUCCGUUGGGAUAUUAUCUGGCUUCCUCUUGGUCCAUUGAGUGGAGCUGGAUUUAGUCUGUAUGUGGAUUAUCUUAUGAAUGAAUCAUCUGAGGAAGUGAAAAAACUUCGAAACUACAUGUACUCUUACAAGUCCCGUUGACUUGUCAACUUUCGCCAGGUGUUGAACCGUGAUUUGUCGAAUUUGUUUGAUUAGAAGCUCAAUUCUGUAUGAAGGUGUAAAGAUUUUGCAUCAAGGUUAAGAUUUAAAGACAACAAAAUUUUGUACAUUAGAUUUUGAGGUGAAGAAGAUAUUUUGCAUAAAAUAAACAGUUGAC